UAGGGCGUUGUGGGGGUGUUGCUUAACUUCCCCACACGUAACCGUACUCCCGAACCCAUAUCUCUUAACUGCAGACCAUAUCUCGGUUCUGACCCUAAGGUUAGAGCCGACCGAAGAGUGUUCGAUCCACUCCAAGUAAGAUCGAUGGCGACUCCCAAAAUGCCGACGCGACGACAUUCGGACCCCCGGACGGGACGGUUGCGACAGGCCUACGCCUUGGGGAUCCAGUAUCACCCAUCUUCCCGCCACGUGAUCGAGGUCCCGAAUCCAACAGACUGGAACAUGGAUGAGUUCUACUUGCAGAUUGCCCGGCGCGCCUAUGCGUUCGACUACUUCGACGCUGGCAUGACAUACGUCCACACCCUCAAGCCUCAGUGGCACAUCCUGAACCUGCUCAUCACCCGCUCCAUCGUCCCCAACGUCACCGGCUCGCACAAGAUUCCGAAGCGGGUGCUCUAUGCCAUGUACUCGAUGAGGGACCCAGAUCACAUGCUGCAUUUGGGUUCCUUCGUGGCCACCACCUUCUCUCGAUGCCACGGGAAGCCCAACCAUCUCUACUGUGGUCCCCUGAUCACCCGUCUAGCGCGCCAUUUCGACAUCAGCUUCCAGGGGCUCACAGAUUCUUCUGCACGGGGCGGCUCCACCCCCCUCAGCCGGGAAGUGCUCCACAAUGCACUCCUCCUGUCCAUUGAUGGCACCUGCUCCACUGUGGAUGGGCUUUCCCUGCCUCCUGACGAGGAUGUUGAUCUCGAUGAAGAUGAGGAGGACGAUGACUAUUCUGGCGAGGCGGAUGAUGAUGAUGAUGAUGGCGGGGCCAUGGAUGCUGAUGAGCCGGAGCCCCCACUAUCUCCACCAAGGGACCUUCGGCCAUGACGGAGAUCAGAGAGAGGCGAGUCCUCCUCCGGUCCUUCUGGUCCGUCGAUGGCUUCUGGCCCGUCGAUGGACUUCUUCACGGAGCAGUUUCAGCAGAUGGGGCUCCCGUUCCAGCAGCUCAUGGACCAUCAGGUCCAGUUCUACCAACAUUAUUCGGCCCACCAGGCCAAGUACCAGUCCAGGUUGACGGUUGUUGACGAGCGCCUCAGCCGCUUAGAGACCCAUAUGGGAGUCACGGGUGCUCUCAUCGAGUGGGAGAGAGAUCGAGGCCGCCGAUUGAUGGAGUACUCGGAGCACCUGCUCCAGGCUUGUCCCCCACCAGAGGAGCACCACUGGACCACCCGGUGGGAUCAUUCGCCACCACCACCACCACCACCAAAGGAUGGAGACGACAACCUCAUGAACCAGAUCGACUCCACCGGUCUAGGAGGCCCCUAGUGGCAUGUUUUCAGUGUUUUUGUUUUUGUCAGCGUGCAACCUGUCUUGUGUCGGUUUAGUUUCUCUCUUUUUAUUUUGGAUGCUGUACUAUUGGGCUGACCAUUGGACCUAACGUAUUGUGUUUGAGCUCUUUGGUUUCCUUUAGCUGUGCUUGUUCUUGACUGGUCUUCCCUUCCCUCUUCUCCAUUGAGGGCAAUGUCGAUCUUAAGUGUGGAGGGGAUGUUUAUCUUUUGACUGCGUUAGAUCUGUUUGUGUGCUUGGAGCCUAGUCCACUGUCCAAAUUUUUAAAUUUGAGGGCUCCAAGUACGUGUUCCUUGCAAUUGCCUGCUUAGUAUGCUUUGAAUUGACAGUCUCUAUAGUAAUGUGCAACCUAGGGAGGUAGUGUAGCACUAUGGAGGAUGUUGAUGCAUUUAAGAAGUCUCCUUUCUUCUUCAUAUUGUGUUGGUUGAUUGUGUGAAUUAGUGAUCCUAGGACUCUUGAAUUGUGUGGUGAUGUGGACUCUCUACCUGUCAUGGACUCCUGUAUCAUGUUUUUGAAAUAAAAGGUGCUCGAAAAGGUGCUUUAAAAUAACGUCUCCCGUGCGAAUAGGGCGAAAGUGUGUAAGUGGAGAUGGGAAUCCGUUCCCAAUUUCCACCUACUACCUCCAGCCCCCUUACAUGUAUUUCCCGCACGAGGCUCGAGACAUCCGCUCCUGGCAUGGCCGGUAAGAGCCGGGCUCCCGCAAAACCUCUGCUAGGUGGGAGCCCCCAUUUUCUGAAAAGCAGGUUGGGACCCUUGAAAGAAAAAAAAGAAAAACAAGCAAAAAAGAAAGAAAAGGGGUUCCAACCAUCUUCAAGAAGAAAAUAGAGCACCUGGAAAAAAAGUGAGUCCAUUAUCUUUUGUUUUUUAGAGUCCGUUGUCCACGAUUCAUUUGUCCUCUGUUCACUAUUUGCCAUGAUGCCGACUCGAGACUAGCGCUCUCGCCGAAGAAGCUAUGAGAUGACUUGGUCGUCGGUUGACCUCGUAAGCUGCUAAAUGAUAUAGGAAAUCCUCUACCUAUGAUCGGGGUUGUUGGUUGCUAUAGAGGUCUGGAGAGUUGCAUUGGUUUGAGUUAGGUUUGCUUGGGGACAAGCAAACGGUUAAGUGUGGGGGAGUUUGAUAGACCAAUAAUUACACCGGUUUUUA
Molecule: messenger RNA, 2475 nt
Organism: Linum trigynum
Lineage: Eukaryota; Viridiplantae; Streptophyta; Magnoliopsida; Malpighiales; Linaceae
Source: the annotation of a GenBank genome assembly